Brassica oleracea var. oleracea is the source of this 306-nucleotide messenger RNA. Lineage: Eukaryota; Viridiplantae; Streptophyta; Magnoliopsida; Brassicales; Brassicaceae. The record is from the annotation of a RefSeq genome assembly.
AUGUUAUAUAAAGCACAGCUGCCAUUUCAUUUCCUUUGCUACCGGCUUCUUUCUUUCUUUUUGUUCAAAUCAAUCAAGGAUCGAAGAGAUCUAUCUUUCCGGCUUAGCCGAACUUCUCACCUGGUAUGUCCUAGUUCUUUGUUCAUGCUGCUAACUCUGAGUUUUGUCCUACUUCUGAUUUUGGUUUUCGUAUCAUGGAUCUUGGUUCGCGCUUUAUGGCAUUUUCCCCCUCUCCGUCAUCCACAUGAUGCUAAAUCUUUCUCGUGCGCCCGCUUCUUCUUCUUCUUCUUCUUCUUCAAGAAAUAA